GUUGUUUUGGGUUUUUACGUGUCGUGAGUGUGUUUCACUCAUAUUGUUUCCUUGUUGCAGGCCGCCAGUCGUGCUGGCUAAUAACUUUGAUCUCAGGUAGAUUCAGACCUCGAUUUUUCUUGCAACCGUGUCAAACGUGGCUUCGUGUCACGAAGCUAAUGCAUCAGCCAUACUUUUAUGCAAACGUUUGCAUAUGAACUGAAAAAAGCGUUCAGGUUUAACUACACACGGUGAUGAUCGUCGAGCUAACCACGUAUUAUAAUGUAUCUGUUACAGCUCUGUCGACUUGUUGCAUUAUUGCAGUACGUGCACGUUUACCACAAAAUACACGGCAGCGGUCUGAUGUCACAGAACGUCCUCUUUCUGCACAAGCGCAAAUACGCAUGUUAUUAGAAUUUUGAGAGUUCAAACUCUGUUGUGAUACCCAAAAUCGCGGUCUAAACUUGCUGUCUAGGUACAAUGCGUUUUCAGACACGUCUCUAGAAGGUUGGAGACCACCAUUCAGCAACCAGAGUAGUAGGAAAAUAUACUUAGAUGUAAAAAUCUUCUAUUCCUGAUUAGUAUGCAGAUAAGUUACAUAUAGAUUAUUAGGUUUAAUUUAAUGAGAUUCAGCUGGCUCAACCAAUGGCAUGAGUCUGGGGGUGGGGCUAUUUUUUUGUUUGACCAGUGGAAGACAGAUAAAGUGUUCAAUAGAAACCUGUUAAGAAACAGUUAUUUACUAUUAACUAGGGGGAUUAAUACACAUUAUUAAAAUUAUUACAGUUUAAGCCUAAUUCGCAACAUAUUUCUUAACCUAGUAUGCUAAUCUAGUUGGAGUAUUCUAAAUAAGCAUCACAUACUAACACGUUUAGUAAUUUAUAUUAAAAAAACACCCAUUCAUCUUCAGGCACAAUGGUGCUGACAGAGAACCUAAGGCUUGACUUACCAAGUCUGAAUUUAUUGAAUCUGCAAGCAAAGGCCUGAAGAGCUGCUGGCUGGAAAAAAUCUGCCCAUCCCUUCCCUCCCCCAAAAAACCUUUACCUAAGCUGCCUUUCAACAUUCUUUCACCCUUUCUGGAAAGCAUUCGCUCUGUCUUUCCAAGAUCCCUCUUGACCUUCCUUCCCCCUUCUUUCUGCUAAGUCUGUUUAACCUAUUUUGUGGCCUCAUUUUAACCACAAACCGCAUUUUCCGCUAGCUAUAAGUCAUGAGAAAACAAACGUGCAACGUUCUUCUGGUCUGUGGGGUCAUCAGCUCCAUCACGGUGUUUUACCUUGGCCUCAGCACAAUAGAAUGUCCAACUGCUCGUUCUCGUGCUGCACAACAUGGGUGGGCGGUAAAUCUACAUGCUGGGCGAAACCUAAGCGACCCGUUACAACUUCCUGAGGAGUACAAUGAGGAAACCCCUCUCAUUUUCGUUGGCGGAGUCCCUCGUAGCGGCACCACGCUGAUGCGGGCUAUGCUGGACGCCCACCCUCUAGUUCGGUGCGGAGAAGAGACCCGCGUCAUCCCUCGGCUGUUAGCCAUGCAGGCCACGUGGAGUCACUCCGCACGUGAACGGGUCCGUCUGGACGAGGCUGGUGUCACCGACGAGGUCCUGGAUUCAGCUGUUCGUGCCUUCCUAUUGGAGAUCAUAGUGGGGCACGGCGAGCCCGCUCCAAGGCUCUGCAAUAAAGACCCUUUUGCUCUGAAGUCACUCUCCUACCUCUCCAAGCUCUUUCCUAAAGCGAAGUUUAUUCUCAUGCUUCGCGAUGGCAGGGCCACUGUACACUCUAUGAUUUCUCGCAAGGUGACUAUCACCGGAUUUGACUUGACGAGUUACCGAGACUGUUUGGUGAAGUGGAACCGAGCGGUGGAGGUGAUGUAUGACCAGUGCCUGGCUGCAGCAGAUGGAAACUGUUUGCCUGUGCAUUACGAGCAGCUGGUCCUGCACCCUGAGCGGGUGAUGCGCAAGCUCCUUCAGUUCCUGGAUCUGCCGUGGGACACCGCCGUGCUGCACCAUGAACAGCUUAUUGGGAAAGCUGGUGGAGUUUCACUGUCAAAGGUGGAACUGUCAACGGAUCAAGUAGUCAAGCCGGUGAAUACAGAGGCUCUGUCUAAAUGGGUGGGCAAGAUCCCUGCUGAUGUGGUGAAUGAUAUGGCCAGCAUUGCACCGAUGUUAAGUCGCUUAGGUUAUGACCCUCUAGCCAACCCGCCAAACUACAACAAGCCUGAUCUUUUAUUUCUGAACAGCUCAAAAAUAGUGAGGUCGAUUCAAAAUUGAAACGUCCACUCAACCUGUGAAUACUUUAAAGCAAUAAAAGUGCGUUUUAUGAGCACGUAAAGACUUGAAUUAACAACUUGUAGUAUUGACAAAACCGAGCCACUUUAAUCAGUUUUGUUGGAAAGGAAAUACAAUUUAUGUAGGACCAUUGUUGCUUGUGGCAACAGUUUCAUAUCGUGAUAUACAGCGUUCUAAAACCUAGUUUUAAUGUUGUGUUGUAAAGUCAUUUUUCAAUUAAAUUUGCUUCAAAUGUUAUGUUAUUUGUAUGCUUUGGUGUUGCUAAUAAUGUCAGUCAGCUGACUGUACGUUGUCUUUUUAUUUUUAUACAUGUCAGUGCAUGCAUGUUGUUGUAGAUGUGUCAUAAUGAGUGAUUAUUACACAGGAAACUAUCUUUGUUGAAAGAGGAAGCCAACAGUUGCACAGUAUUACCACUUUUUAGUUUGUUCUCCUUGACUGCAGGAAGUUUGAAAGCAGAGCUUUCAAAGACAAUCUUAUUUCAUUCUAGGCCUUUUAUUGUGAAUUUAUGAAUUGCGUACUUCAUAAAUGUGGUCCAUAUGCCGUGGAUGAAAUCUCAGUCAUCAACAUUCCUUCACAGUGAAAGUUUAGUAACUUUGGAUCAGUCUGUCUCAUUGCAUGAGAUUGCAAAGCUUGUUGUAACACACACUUUUGUUACUGAAAAAAACAUAUUUAUUAAACGUUGGUUAUUUCUA
Messenger RNA from Labeo rohita (rohu), 2949 nucleotides. It is a transcript of the gene tpst1l, whose product is annotated as tyrosylprotein sulfotransferase 1, like. Gene Ontology annotation, molecular function: protein-tyrosine sulfotransferase activity. NCBI's taxonomy places the organism in Eukaryota, Metazoa, Chordata, Actinopteri, Cypriniformes, Cyprinidae. The transcript is spliced from 3 exons. The coding region runs from base 1184 to 2239 and encodes 351 amino acids. The record is from RefSeq and is a predicted model, not a curated record. Gene Ontology annotation, cellular component: Golgi apparatus. Gene Ontology annotation, biological process: peptidyl-tyrosine sulfation.